Messenger RNA from Nicotiana tabacum (common tobacco), 926 nucleotides. Its product is annotated as non-specific lipid transfer protein GPI-anchored 10. Lineage: Eukaryota; Viridiplantae; Streptophyta; Magnoliopsida; Solanales; Solanaceae. The record is from RefSeq and is a predicted model, not a curated record. Gene Ontology annotation, molecular function: lipid binding. Gene Ontology annotation, biological process: lipid transport.
GAGUCCAUACAGUAAAAAACCAAGUUCAGUUCCUUAUCCUAAUUUCUUCAUUAAAGAAAAAAGAAUACUAAAGGGUUAACAACAAUAUGGCUUUUUCCAAUUUCCUACCUGCUUAUCCUACUACUACUGUUCUUAUUUUUUCACUUCUUUUUGUUCUUGUACCUACCACCCAUUCACAAACCUUUGGUAACUUACCUGCAGGCCCCACCGUGUCGUCGUGUGGGCCACUCCUGUUACAAUUGGUUCCAUGUGGACCAUUCGUGCAAGGCGCGUCGCCAUCACCGGUAGAUCAGUGUUGCAGUAACCUCAGGCAACUCUAUAACCAGCAACCAGGUUGUCUUUGCCUGUUGCUCAAUCAAACAAGCCUCAGCUCUCUUCCUAUCAACACCACAUUAGCUCUUCAGUUACCACUUCUUUGUAACAUGCAUGUUGACAGAUCUACCUGUUCAGUUUCUGAAGGAUUGUCUCCUAAUGCACCAACACCUCAAGUUUCCUUUGGGACAAAAACCAAUUCAACUGUUGCUGCUUCGCCGAUGCAGACAGUAGCACCUAAGACAACCAGCAUUUUGGGAUUUGGCUUUCACAAUAGCUCUGCUUCUGCUGUAAACUAUAAUGCGAAGGAGAGUUUGAUGAUCACAGUGCUUACUUCUUGGGGUGCAUUACUCUGGCUCUAACCGUUUCUGUAUUAUUUGACUAAAAGUUUAGCUCAGACAAAUGUAUGUAGUUUACUGUUCCAACAAAGAAAUCUUCAGAUUUAAGACACUAUAAUCUCAACAAGAAGUACUACAACUUAGGAAAAAUGAUGAAGUAGGACUAAGAAUUUUGCAUACAGUAGACAUGAUAUGUAGCAAGUAUGUGCUUUAGGUACACUUAUUGUAACAGAAAUGUUGUUCUAUUACAGAUUAGUUUGUCCACUCAUUUUUAAA